CGAGGACAUCCAAAGACAUCCGAGGAGCUGAGAGAGGCUGUGGCUGAGAAGAAUCCCAUCUUGCUGAUUGACUUCUUGGCUAAGCGACGUUGCAUUGAAAAAAGAAAACUAAGAAGAUCAUGGCAAGUUCAGACUGGGGAUAUGAUGGCAAAAAUGGUCCUGAGCACUGGAGCAAGCUGUAUCCCAUUGCCAAUGGAAAUAACCAGUCUCCUAUUGACAUCAAAACCAGCGAAACCAAACGGGACACCUCUCUGAAACCUAUCAGUGUCUCCUACAAUCCAGCCACUGCCAAGGAAAUUAUCAAUGUGGGACAUUCCUUCCACGUGAAUUUUGAGGACAAUGAUAACCAAUCAGUGCUAAAAGGUGGUCCUCUCUCUGAAAGCUAUAGACUCAGUCAGUUCCAUUUUCACUGGGGCAGUACAGAUGAAUAUGGUUCUGAGCACACAGUGGAUGGAGUCAAAUAUGCUGGAGAGUUUCACAUAGUUCACUGGAAUUCUGCAAAGUACUCCAGCAUUGCUGAAGCUGUCCCCAAGGCUGAUGGUUUGGCAAUUAUCGGUGUUUUGAUGAAGGUUGGUCAGGCCAACCCAAAGCUCCAGAAAGUACUUGAGGCCCUAAAUGCAGUUAAGACCAAGGGCAAACGCGCCCCAUUUACAAAUUUUGACCCCUCCACUCUCCUUCCCCCCUCCCUGGAUUACUGGACCUAUACUGGCUCUCUGACUCAUCCUCCUCUCCAUGAAAGUGUGACCUGGAUCAUCUGUAAGGAGACCAUCAGCAUCAGUUCAGAACAGCUGGCACAGUUCCGAAGUCUUCUUUCAAAUGCUGAAGGAGAAAACCCUAUCCCCAUUCAGCACAACAACCGACCACCCCAGCCCCUGAAGGGCAGGACUGUGAGAGCUUCCUUCUGAUUAGCCCAAGAGGGAGAUCAUCCUCUCUCAAGAGCAGGUCCUACAUCUGACAUAAUCCAGUAAAAUAACAUUUUCUAGGAAACAAAUUUAUUUCAAUAUUAACAAGAUAGCAUACCUGCAAAAUUUAAUCUGCAGAACUAAAACAACUUAAUUUUAGGUCCUAAUGCCUAACUCAGAUAAAAAUCUAUAAGCCUGCAAAUAUGUAAUCGGUAAGCAUAAAUUUAUGCUUCAAUUCAACUAUAUUUUGUGGAAUUUUUUUUACAAUUGCAAUUUAGUGAUUCGUAUCUUUUUCUAGUUUUUUUCUUCAUUUUAGC
Sciurus carolinensis (gray squirrel) is the source of this 1219-nucleotide messenger RNA. Its product is annotated as carbonic anhydrase 1. The record is from RefSeq and is a predicted model, not a curated record. The coding region runs from base 120 to 905 and encodes 261 amino acids. NCBI's taxonomy places the organism in Eukaryota, Metazoa, Chordata, Mammalia, Rodentia, Sciuridae. The transcript is spliced from 8 exons. Gene Ontology annotation, molecular function: carbonate dehydratase activity; zinc ion binding.